Cygnus atratus (black swan) is the source of this 2068-nucleotide messenger RNA. RefSeq names its product tRNA aspartic acid methyltransferase 1 (gene TRDMT1). The transcript has 11 exons. The coding region runs from base 220 to 1434 and encodes 404 amino acids. Gene Ontology annotation, molecular function: methyltransferase activity. Lineage: Eukaryota; Metazoa; Chordata; Aves; Anseriformes; Anatidae. The record is from RefSeq and is a predicted model, not a curated record.
CACCCACACGACCGGCCUCCCCACGUAGGCGAGGGACUGGCUAUGCUAGCAGGUGGCUUCCCCCACGGGGCUCCAGCCCGUUUUGGGGUUUAAUGAGCAAUUAGCAGCGCCCCACGAAGCCGGCAGCCCUUGAGCGAGCGGAGUGGGAACGAAAGAGCAGCGGAACGGGCGGGCGGCGCUCGGGGAGGCGGCCGGCGGGGCCGAGCCGUGCGCUGCGGGAUGGCGGCGCUGCGGGUGCUGGAGCUGUACAGCGGCAUCGGGGGCAUGCACCAGGCCCUGAGAGAAAGCUGCACAUCUGCAGAAGUUGUUGCUGCUGUUGAUGUGAACACUCUUGCCAACGAAGUUUAUAAGCACAACUUUCCCAGCACACCACUAUGGGCAAAGACGAUUGAGGGCAUAACACUGAAAGAAUUUGACAGAUUAUCUUUUGAUAUGAUUUUGAUGAGCCCUCCUUGUCAGCCAUUUACAAGAAUUGGCCUACAAGGUGAUGUAUCUGAUCCGCGGACAAAGAGCUUUCUCUAUAUUCUUGAUAUUCUCCCAAGGCUCCAGAAGCUUCCAAAAUACCUACUUUUAGAAAAUGUUAAAGGAUUUGAAUCCUCUUCUGCGAGAAAUGAACUUUUGCGAACACUAGAAACAUGUGGAUUUAAGUAUCAAGAAUUUCUCCUAUCUCCAACUUGUCUUGGCAUUCCCAAUUCUAGGCUGCGGUAUUUUCUAAUUGCAAAGCUUCACCAAGAGCCAUUUUUCUUUCAUGCUCCUGGUCAGAUAUUGACAAGAUUCCCAGAUCUAGAAGACAAGAUUCAGGAUCUAGAAGAGUUAUGCAAGGACAAAGUUGUUGAUAAAGUGUGUGAAUCUAGUUCUUUGCCUUCUGGAGAGAAGAGUCUGGAUUCAAAUGUUGGUCCUCAUUGCAGCAGCAAGAAGAGUUUACCGAAAGGGGCCUUUCUUUUUAAGCUUGAAACAGCAGAAGAAAUUGCAAAGAAACAUAAUCAGGACAAUGAUUCCUCUAUUCAAAUGCUAGAAGAUUUCCUGGAAGAGGAAAAUGAAGAAAUGAGUCGGUAUUUCUUAGCACCCAAAUUCUUGGUGCGCUACGCUUUCUUAUUAGACAUUGUUAAACCCACUUGCCGGAGAUCCACCUGCUUUACAAAAGGGUAUGGACACUAUGUAGAAGGGACAGGCUCAGUUCUGCAGACAGCAGUGGAUGUACAGCUCGAAUCAGUGUUUAAACACAUUGAAAACUUACCUGAAGAAGAGAAGCUUAUGAAACUGUCAACACUAAAACUGAGGUAUUUUACUCCGAGAGAAAUAGCAAAUCUACAUGGAUUCCCUCCAGAAUUUGGCUUUCCUGACAAAGUAACAGUGAAACAAUGCUACCGUCUCCUGGGAAAUAGCCUCAACGUACAUGUGGUGGCAAAAUUGAUUUCUGUUCUGCUUGGAUAACUUAGAACAUCAAUCUGAUGGUAGACUGGUGAUGGAAAAUGCUUUCAUCUUUCAAGAGAAAGCGGAUGGCAGCUUAACAAAAUCCAUGCUAACCAAAAUAUCUGCGCAGAUAUUUUGCUAAACAGUUCUGAUGUGUUUUAGUAACUUGCAUUUAUGGUGGAUUUGCAGUGUAGAAGUGUUUUAUUUAAAUGGAAGUUUCUGGGAAUUAAUUGCUGCAUUUAGAUGUUGGAUUUAGUUUGCAAAAUUAAAAGUAACAGUAUUCACACAUAGCACAAAUGGUUAAACCAUUUUGAUUUUAUCUUAAAACUAUACUGUUGAUGCAAUAUAAAAGGGCUGUAAAUGCCAAAGCUGUUUUAACUAAGUGCAGAGACCAAGUUCUACAUGCAAAAUGUCUUCCUCUGUAAAUAUCAGUGAUCCAUUCUUAACAGAUUCAUUGUAUAUGUGAUCUAUUUUUUCUUUUGUAUCCAAUGAAACUAUUAGAUUCAGUAUUUUAUGUAAUUUUUAAGAAGACGGUGUUAUACGUUUGUCUGACCCUCUCUAAAUACUUCCAGGUUUCUGGAACCAAACUGUGUCUGUCUGUCUGGAAUGAUUUGUCUAGGUGCAGCUGAAUAAAAAUAUUUUAAUAUUAUCACAA